UUGGCUGUGGACGGUAUGAGAUACGACAUUAAGUACAAAAAGAUUAAAACUACAUGUGCAGUACAGUUACAGUAAAUGUGGCACACAAUAUGCAAACGCGACCCAGAUCUGUGCAUGUUUGAAAGGGAAUGCAGACAGACAACGUGUUGCUGUGUGUAAAAGUGUUUUGAGCUGUGAAUGGCGCUUCAUUCUCUGUGCUGUUACAAGGUUUAUUAUCUCAUAUUGAUUUAGCUUAGUAUAAGCUGCAAAUAUGAUUGCACAUACGAAUGGUUCGAUACAGAUAAUUUUAAAAGACGUAAACAACACUGAAACAGGAAGUGCUUCUGGACAAGUGUUGUUUACAUUUUACAAAAUUGUCAAUACUGUUGGUGCUUUUUGUAAGUUACAUUUCACUGAAAUUGUACAUUUUUGUUCUGAUUAUUGAUGCAUAAAUAAGCGCAUUGCAGUGUUGACUGUUUUCCUUUUAAAACUUCAAGAAAGUUUAUGAGGAGUACUGUGGUAUUUAUAACAUGCAUAUAAUAGCAAUAGAUUUUUAUUGCCGAAGUCGUCAGGAUUUAAAUGAUCUAAUGUCAGUUAAGCAGUGGUUUCAGUGUUUAUUUAGAUUUGUAAGGGAUAAUGCACUGCCAGCGAUAUAAUGCAAAAUAAACUGUCAAAAAAAAGUCAGGGUGAUCAAGACACAAAGCUUUAUCCUGCUUAUUACAUGACAACUUACAUCAGGAGUAUAUUAUUGAAUAUGAAAUAUAGAUUUAAAAUAUUUAUAUUAAAAUUAAUGUAGACCUUCCAUGUUUCCUUUUGAUUUUGAGGCAAGACACAAUAUUCAUAUUUAAUCAUUUGUAAAUGUCAGCUCAUAUAUGUUAUUAUAAAGUAGCCAUUUUUAUUUUUAAUUUUCAUGUAAUAAACUGCACUGGUAAAGAUAACCCUCAGUACGUGUGUUAUUAGUUUUUAGCGGUUGUUACUGGGUAAUAACGUUGCGACGUGCCAAUCAAAUCAAGUCUAAUACUCCCAUAUAUUAUAUUUCCAGUUCUCAAACCUGAUUGGGUGGGAGUGCAGCUAUUGGACUACAACAGGACUAGAACAGUUUGCUGUGUUGAAUUACUUCACAACCUUGGAGCCAUGGCGAAGUCAUCAAUGUCCUCAGAGGAUGCGUCACAAACACAGCAUGCAGAAUGUUCACCAAACAAUGCUAUAGCAGACAAAAGCACAAAACUGAAGAAACUAGAAGACUGGACCAAAGAGGAUGUCCGUCAUUGGCUCAUGGAUAUAAUCAAAGUCCCUCAGCAAUAUACUGAUAUACUUUACAAGGAGGACGUUUAUGGAGCUGCUCUUAUUUUGUUUGAUAAAAAAGACUUUCUAGAUGCUGGUUUAAAGCAUGGACCUGCAGUUCAAAUCCUUAAAAACAUGUCUCAGUAUAAAACAUCUUCAGAUGUUUUGAAGAACAGUGCCAUACCUACAGCCGAAAUACCUACCGAUGGAUCUAAUGACCAUGAGAUAACCCCAAAACUCAGCAUUCAAGAAAUUCUUUCAAGUGUCCAGCAAAGGUCACUGCCCUUAGAGGAAACACCAAAAUAUACAGAAAAUGAAGGGAAGACCUUGCAUGAUACCUCAAGAUUUCAAGAAGAACAGGAUGACCUCCAAUAUAAAGCAGGAGGGACAAGUAGUGCUGUGACUGAGACAAAAGAAAAUCUGACUACCUUCGCAUCAGAAACGAGGACAAAUAAAAUAGACGAUUGGACCAAAGAGGAUGUCCGUCAUUGGCUCAUGGAUGUAAUCAAAGUCCCUCAGCAAUAUUCUGAUAUACUUUACAAUGAGGAUGUUUAUGGAGCUGCCCUUAUUUUGUUUGAUAAAAAAGACUUUCUAGCUUUUUUAAAGCAUGGGCCUGCCGUUCAAAUCCUAAAAAACAUGCUUCAAUGUAAAACAUCUUAUGAUGUUUUAAACAACAGCGACAAACCUACAGACACAGCUUCAUUAGGAGAGCCAACCACAGCCAGAAGACCUACCAAUGGUUCUAAUGGCCCUAAGAUAUUUCCAGAACUCAGCAUUCAAGAAAAUAAGGAUGGUAUUACAAAUGUCCAGCAAUGGUCACUGCCCACAGACGACACACCAAAAUAUGCAGUUGAUGAAGGGAAGUUCUUGCAUGAUACCCCAAGCUUUCAAGAGGAGAAAGACAAAAAAGAAGGCGGAGUAAGAUGUACACAAUCAACAAAGUUGCCACACUCCACAAACCCAGAGAACUCACUGAACAGUUUAAAGGGUGCUGUGAUUCGUUUGUGUAUGCCUCGGCCUUUUGAUGAAAGCUGCCCAACCUUUGAAUACACACAAAAUGAAAUCCUUCCUCCUGAGACUGGCCCAAGCAAUCUUAUUGACCCUGUGCACGAAUACAAACUCAUGGCAAACACAGAGAAUGCUUCAGAAGAGGACGUCCUCACGAAAUUCACAGAUGAAGUGUUCUGGUUUGCUGCAGGGAGCAUGAAUACUCGAACAAAUGGAACUAUCCAUUUUGGAGUUGGGGACGAGCCACUGUACACACAUGGACAAAUCAUUGGAAUAUCGGUGACAUCACUGAAUAAAUACAUAGAUGCAUUUUAUAAGUGUCUCAAAGUGCACUUUACAAAUCACACUAGUAUUGUAAUGAGAUGCAUUAGGCCUCCUAAAUUCUUUAAGGUAAAAUGUCCAGACAACAUCGAUGUGGACAAAUGGGUCAUUGAGGUUGAUGUUGUCCCUAUGUAUGAUCUAACUGGGGAGAAAUUGUUUUACACAACAAAAGACAAGAAGAGGAGAAAUUCAAAAUGCCUUUUUUUUCGUGAUGGUGCGAGCACCACCAAUUAUGCUCCAGAAAAAGGUCCUAAAAAGGAAAAGCAGACAGAGAAGAAUUUGAAAAAUCAUGUGAAAUUAUGGGCUUUAUCUAGAAAGUUAGCAGAAGAGAGAUACAGUAAGGUACAAGCACGGCUAAUUGGGGAUGAACCUGGAGGGAAUCCAUGCCACCUCCCUAGCUCAGCUCAAUUAUCAGGAUCCACCUCCUAUGCCUUGGUCCCAUCUUGAAUCCAUCCAUCUCUGCUCUGUUUCUUGUAUUUUUGUUCUUGUGUUUCGGUUUUCUGUUAAUUGAGUUCUUAUUUAAUGUAAUAAGCUCCUCCCCUGUUUCCUUAGUUACAGAUUCUUACUUUCACCCAUUUCUAGUUCAGUCCCCCCUUUUUGUCACAGAGCUGUCACGACCAAGGUGUCCAAGAAAACCCAAGUGCAGGGCAGUGGUGGUACGAAAGACAAGACUUUAUUUACAAGGGGGACAAAACAAAACACCCACGAUGGGGUAAUACACGGACACGACUUAAAUAUGAAACUGAAAAAUAAACACUUCCCUCAAGGGGGCUAAACCAAGGGUACUAAAUAACAAGACUAAAGAUUAGACAGGAACCAAACUAAAUAACAAACAUGACACAAGAUCGAACUAACUAGAAAAUGAAUUAAACAAGGCAGGGCAGUCAAACAGGCUGGAUCAGGAACAAUAUAACAGGACAGAAUAACAAUAAACAGGCAAUAUCAAAACUCACAAAGAAUGUACGACAAACAAGGAAGAACAACGUAGUACAAACGAGCACAAGACAAUAGACACGAGGGCAUUUUAAAGGAUAACUAACAAGAGAGAUAACAAUGGGCAGGUGAGGGUAAUGAAACACAGGAAGCUAAACUAGGAAAUGAGAGGGGCGGGGCCAAAAACGAGACCAGAGAGAAUGCACAUUAUGUUGUGGCCGACAAUAAUAUGUUUCUCUCCACACAAAACAUGAGGUUCUGUCAUGGUUCUGCCACUAGGUCAACAAAAGCAAGACAAGAUGGAACAUAACCAUGACACUUUUCUUCUGGGUAUUUAUAACCUUGGUUUAGUCCGGUUCACUGUCAGUCUUGGUCUUGGUUAGGUUGGUGUGGUGUGGUGUUCUCAGUUUAUGUUCUCUUGUUUUCUAGAUUACUUAUUAAAGUGUAUUGUUACAACCCCAGGUGAUUUAGGGGUAUAAGGGUAGUAACAAUAAAUAAAGAUUUUAGUAUUAUGUGUGUGUGUGUGGCAAUUAAAUGACAGAACAAAAAAAUAAACUGUGCAAAA
This is a messenger RNA of Triplophysa rosa, 4090 nucleotides long. Its product is annotated as sterile alpha motif domain-containing protein 9-like. Gene Ontology annotation, cellular component: cytoplasm. Lineage: Eukaryota; Metazoa; Chordata; Actinopteri; Cypriniformes; Nemacheilidae. Gene Ontology annotation, molecular function: protein binding. Bases 1114 to 3039 code for a protein of 641 amino acids. The record is from RefSeq and is a predicted model, not a curated record. The transcript has 2 exons.